Molecule: messenger RNA, 1590 nt
Organism: Monopterus albus (swamp eel)
Lineage: Eukaryota; Metazoa; Chordata; Actinopteri; Synbranchiformes; Synbranchidae
Gene: eny2
Product: ENY2 transcription and export complex 2 subunit
Exons: 5
Coding region: 145-432 (95 amino acids)
Biological process (GO): mRNA export from nucleus; positive regulation of DNA-templated transcription
Cellular component (GO): SAGA complex; nuclear pore
Molecular function (GO): transcription coactivator activity
Source: RefSeq, a predicted model, not a curated record
CAUUCUCCAAGUCAGUGUUCCUUGUCGGAAUGUAACUUCUGAGGGUAAAAUCCGCACAAUCAAAAUAACGACCUUUUUUUUAACCGACAUACCAACUAUAAUUCUGAAACAUAACUGCCUGAAAAGACAGCCUGGUAAAAGAACAUGAGUAAAGAGUCCAGAAUGAGGGCAACAAUAAACCAGAAGCUGACAGAGAUGGGCGAGCGAGAGAGGCUGAAGGAGUUACUGAGGUCUAAGCUCACUGAAUGUGGAUGGAAGGACCAGAUGAAGGCUCACUGCAAAGAAGUAAUCAAAGAAAAGGGCUUGGAGCAUGUCACUGUGGAGGACCUGGUGGUAGAGAUCACUCCUAAAGGAAGAGCCUUGGUGCCAGACAGCGUGAAGAAGGAGCUUCUACAUAGGAUAAGAGCGUUUUUAGCUCAGCACGCUACAUAAUUGUUUAUACUUUCACUGUUUUAUUACCAUUUCAUUAGACCACUUGCCUAUACUAACACUAUAUAAAACAUUUCAUUUAACUGAUUUAUGCUUAUUUGAAAUUAAAAAAAUGUUUUUUUUUCAAUAUCUUUAAUUUUCUGUGACAAACAGUACUGACACACACUUGGCCAUUUGAUAAUGUAUUUUUAGGAAUCUGUGACUGCAGCAAUCACAUAUUUAUAAAUGCACAUACCUUGCACAUUUAGUUGGUCUUUGUGAAUGAGAAAUAAAGUUUUUGAUUUAUUGGAUUUCAGUUGACAAAAUUAUUUCCAAAUCCAUAUUUGUAUAAUCAUGUCAGGAUGCCAUGCUGGAUCCUACCAGUACAUGGGAAUACUGUUAUCUAUCAUUUACUAUAUGCGUUUACAGUGGAGUACUGUAAUGUGUGUGAAUAGAAGCUUUUGUUGUUCAGAGUUUCUCCUGAUUAAAAGAGUCUUUUUUAAUGGUGAUUUUAUUAUGUGCACAUUACAUGGUUCUUGUAUACAUUGUAUGUUGCUAACAGAUGCUAAUCUUGAAGUUAAUAUUUAAAAUGUUAAUGUCACUGACUUUAAAAAGUGUCCAAUACAUCUGGUCUCCAGUGCUGGAUGAAGUACUCCAAUCCUUUACUAGAGUAGCAAAAGCAAAAAUACUGAAAAUACUCCAUUAGAAGUAAAACUCCUGCAUUAAAAAUAUGAAAUAACAAAAAGUCCCAAAUAUUACUAGCACAAGACUAAGGGUGUGACGAGAUCUCGUGAUAUUAAAACAUGACAAUAUUUGACAUCAAGGUGAAAAGCUGUCUCGUGACAUCAGGACAAAACAGAAUCAGAGCAGCACCCGGCAUGACAGAGUGUAAGGGUGAAAUUAGCAUAGGAGAUGCCCCUGCCACUUUUUUAUGUUGAGAUUGUGGAAAGGAGUUCAGUUAGAAGGCCACACACAGCUUCAGUUUGAAGUUAGAAGCUUGUGCAUAGUCCAUGUACAGUUAUAAGGUCUGAAGAGACUCAUGUGACUCAUACAGGAGAGAAGCCAGCCAGGUGAGUUUGUGGCAAAGCCUUUUAGAGUGUCUGCAUAUCUUUUACUGCAUAUGAUAAUUCAUACUCAGAAAGUAGAACUGAAGUGACAUUACAAGAUGAUUAGUUCAAACAU